Messenger RNA from Megalobrama amblycephala (Wuchang bream), 4413 nucleotides. RefSeq lists its product as uncharacterized. The transcript is spliced from 3 exons. Gene Ontology annotation, molecular function: ATP hydrolysis activity; GTP binding. Bases 1855 to 3471 code for a protein of 538 amino acids. Lineage: Eukaryota; Metazoa; Chordata; Actinopteri; Cypriniformes; Xenocyprididae. The record is from RefSeq and is a predicted model, not a curated record.
UCAUUUCAAAUUGGAAAACAAACUAUCAAAACGUACACGGACCCUUGUGUUGUCCGGUAUUGUUUGUACUAAGUUGGAGUAUGUUCCUGUGGAUUCCUGUUUCCUUCCAAGUAAAGACUUAUUCUGAUUCUAUCUCCUCGUCGUGUGCUUAGUAUACCAGCUACCGUAACAGAAUACCGGACCAAGACAGUUAUACAGUUUGCGGCGUGUGUCUGUUGUUUUCCGUCCCAGUGUUUUUCGUGUUUCACUCUCUGUUCCCGUCACCAUGUACACACCCGCAUUUCUAUUAUUAUGCCUUGAGCAGAAGGACCGCUCCCUUGAGGCAAAUUUGGACAAUUUUUUGUUUCUCGCUCCAUCAACACAUUUCCUGGACAGCAGCCUUUGCAACUUCCUGUAUGCCGGCCUCAACACCGCCACCAAAGCGCUGCUGUCUGGGGAAGGACCUCGAGGGAGCUUCCGGGAUUAUGUGGAGUGGGUGCUGGCGUCACUGGCGCCAGUCCCACUCCUUCUCCAGUGCACAGCCAUCAACACCCUGACUGCGAGGAUCGGCAGGAUGAGCCCACCGCAGGCCGCGAAGAGGACUUCGCCGCGACGUUCGAGCCAGCGCCUGUGAGAGCGACCGAGCGGGACAUCGCCACGGAGCCUGAGCAACGCGGGACUGACCAGGUGUGCGAGCCGGCUGUACCAUCCAUCGCCGAGGGAAUCUUAGUGGAUUACGAGGGUUUCACCAGUUUGGUCUUAUUCCAGGAAGGCAAAAGUCAAAUGUGGAAGUGAAAGCAUGAAGUUAUCUUUUACUGUCCUUCAAAGACUGCAAGAAAUCAACAUUAAUUAUUUUUCUUAAUGCAUGUAAGGUAAUGUUUCCAUUUCAAUAUUUUCAUUGUCACAGGCUGUGAAGAAGUAAUUUUCCAUUGAAGAACUUAAAUUAAAAGUGCAAUUUACAUGCGAAAUUUGUGGUUAUGCAUGUAUGCACAGUAUGUGGCUUUGUACUUCCCCUUACCGCACCUCCAGCAAUACCAACAGGGCAAUGGACAUAAGUGUGUACAACUAUAAAUGUCAUAAGUUAAUAAAAUCAUACAAUAUAUCCUUAUGAAUGGAGUGGUUUAAUUAAGUUUGAUUAAACUGCUAAAUUCAUAUAAAUUCAUUUUUGGAUGUCAAAACCAACAUUGUGAUGGAAAGAGAGGUUCAGCACUGCUAGAUGUAGUUUUUCUAGAAAUUGAGGCUGGGUCCAACAUUUGUGGUAUAUCCUCAAAUUUUCUUUUGGUAUUACUGAGAAUCAGAUUUGUGUCAGGUCUGAUUUAUUUUCCCCCAAAAUAUCACUAAAAACAAAUUUAAUACUUUAAUUGUAGAAAAACUAAUCCAUAACCAAACCUGCCAGUUGUUUAUGGAAAACAGAAAAACUGUUUAGUUCAAUUUUUCUUCAUGACAGUGUAAUACAUUUAGUUUAUUUAACACUUUUGAAUAAAUGCUAUAUGAAGUAUAUUUAUGACAGCAUACACACAUGAAAGUGUUGUUCCUGUCAUUUUAUUGAGACUGUACAGAUGCCAAAUAACAUUGAAGACGCAUUUGGUUUGGGAGGGACUUCAGCCAGUUAGGCUUGUUAGAUUAGUAUUUACAUCAAAGCUUUUUAUUCAACCAAACACUCGACACAAAGGCUGGUGUGUAAGAAUAUUCAUUUAUAUUUACAUUUAAUAGCAAAAUUGCAUCUCUCAGUGUUUAAUGUAUAAUUAAACAUAGUAUAGUAUAGUAGUUUUUUUAUAAAAAAAAAACAGUGUUUUUGCAGUAAAGUAAAUUGUUUUGUUUUAAGCAGACUGAAGAGUGACAGAGAAGGUCGACACAUUCAGUGCAGCGAUUACCAUGAGUUUCGGACAGCCAAAUCUUCCGCCAAGCAGAUCAACUCUUAUUCAUCAAGGUCCUCCAAAACGAUUUUGUCUAGGCACAGAGAGAAAAGUGCUUGAUGAUAAUGGAAAAGUCAGAAAAUGGACUUAUGGGACAAAAGACACCAGAAAACAAAACAAAAUUGUUCUACUGGUGGGAGAAACCGGCGUUGGCAAGACGACUCUCAUUAACACCUUGGUCAACUACUUACUGGGAGUGAAGUUUGAAGAUGAAAUAUGGUAUGAAAUCACAGAAGAAGAAGCAGGAGAUCAAUCGCAAUCACAAACCUCUGAAAUCACCAUGUAUGAGGUCUGUCCUGUAGAGAAUCUUGUAUCUCUCACCAUCAUUGAUACUCCAGGCUAUGGAGACACUAGAGGACUGGAAAGAGAUCUGGAAGUUGCUGAGAAUUUAUCCUUUCUUUUUCAGAGCAAUGAUGGAGUUCGUGAAAUUGACGCUGUGUGUUUUGUAAUUCCAGCAUCUAAGAAUCGUCUCUCAGACAGACAGCAUUACAUUAUCAGUUCAGUUCUGUCUUUAUUUGGAAAGGACAUUGUGAACAACAUUGUGUUUCUAAUCACACACUCUGAUGGUCUGCCACCCAAAAACGUCCUCGGCGCCAUUAACAAAGCUAGAAUCCCCUGCAGACGAGACCACAGUGGCCAACCUGUUUAUUUCUUAUUCAACAAUAGGCAGGCUGAAGCCCACCACAAUGAGAAACGUUACCUUCGUGCUCAAAGAGAUGCUUGGGAAAACAGCAUGGAAGAGACAAAGCAAUUCUUUCAGUCUCUGAAUGAAAAGAACAGAAGAAGUUUAGAGUUAACGUCAGAUGUCCUGAUAGAGCGCAUUCAAUUUGAAGCGAUUAUCUGCAACUUACAGCUGCGAGUUCAAGAGAAAGAGUCGAAGAAAUCUGAAAUUCUGAUUCAGCAGGCAAUAAUGCAAAACAAGGAAAAGAUUGAAAUGCGUACAAAUUUUAGCAUUAGAGUCAAAAAGACUCUCAAAGAAAAGGUGCUCAUUGAGAGCAAGUCAUGGAAGAACAGGAAGGCUACGAUCUGCACCGUCUGUGAGGAAAAUUGCCAUGAGUUUGACUGCUGGUGGGUUUCUGAUCCCAGCAAAUGUGAAGUCAUGAAAAACGGCUACUGUACCGUGUGCACAAGGAACUGCCACCACAGCAAACACGUCAAAGAAAACAAGAAAUAUGUCAUCAGCACCUCGAAUGUUGAGAUGAACUUUGAUGAAUUAAAAAAGGAAUAUGAAAAAGCUCAAACUAAGAGGUUUUCAGUUGUAAUGGAUGAUCUUGACAAAGAUCUGCAGAUGAUUGAGGACCAAAAGCAAAUUCUUUUGUUCAAUGCUUACAAGACCAUCAAGUCUCUUUCUAAGAUUGCAUUAAAGCCAGACUCUGCCUUCACUCUUCAGCAUCUGGACUUCUUCAUCCCCAGAGUGAGGGAGGCUGGGAAAGAAAACUGGGCCAAAGAGCUGGAGGAAAUGAAAAGGAGCGCUGAGUCUGAAGAAGCAAAUAAAGAUGCUCUGAGUUAUCUGAAAGCUGGUCUGACAAAACUUUUCCUUGGUAAAGUGAACAAACACAGAGAAGACAAGAAAUGAAUCAAUGAAAAUGAAAAUUGCUUACAAGUAAUCAAUGGUGGUGUUCUGUAGAUCUAAAAAUAAGACAUAUUAAGCUAUAAAUGAGAGUAUCAAGCUGUUUUAGUGCUUAUUUAAAAGGCAAGACACUCCAGUACAAUCUCUUAGUUUAUGAAGUGUAAUAAUAACUAAUAUUUUCGGAAACUGGAUCAAAGUUUUAACAUAAAAUGUUGCACCAAUGAACAUUGAUGUGUUUACUCUUGUGUUAAAGGUGCAGUAAGUGAUUUCAGAGUAAAACUGCUGAUAUUUAAAAUCACCAAAACAAACACGCCCCUACCCAAAAGGAUCAUACCCCAGUCUUGAUAGCCCCGCCCCCAAAUUCAUGAACAUGCUAUGCAACACAGGCACCUCCCCCGUCAUGAGUGGAUAUGCCCCUUAUUGCUGAUUGGCUACAAGAGUGUUUUGGCGCUCAAUCUACUUUAAACAGCAUUUCUCAGAAAACGCUUACUGCACCUUUAAUUCUUGCUGAACUCUACAUUUAUCUCUACAUUUAUUUAUCAAUUGCUUAAAGCUGCAGUCCGCAACUUUUUUUGGUUAAAAAUUAACCAAAAUCAACUUUUGAACAAGUACAUAACCACCCAGUGUUCAAAACUAUCUAAUUAUCUUGUCUCGAUUCACGACGGUUAGCUUGUAAUAAUGUUUUAUAAUAAGAGCGAACUGGCGGAUUUCCGCGGGAAAUUCAAGCAUGCAGCAGUUCCUCUGUGCGUCAUUACGUCACGUCCGUAAACAGAAAGGAGUCCCGUCGAGAGGCUCAGUUAAAUCAUGUGAGGAAGCUGCCGGUAGCGGCACGUUUAUAGCCUUUUCUCACAGCAGCUGAAAUAAUUAAACUUAUCAUUUUGAUGGCGGAUUGUAAUCCAGAAAGGUCCAAAUGACAAUCAUCAGUGACAACUGGAGAUUCACCCUUAG